AUGCCUACUGGAACUUGUAAUAUAUAUUUUAGCUUUGGGAUUCAAAGAUCGGUGCGCUGGUACAGGAUAUUGAUAUUUGAAUAUCAUACUUUCAAUCGCAGGAGAUGGAGUUAUCUACCAUUGCAGGGCAAAGCAUCCCAACUUUCCCUCUCUAUUCAACUGCUGAGAAAGCCAUUCCCCUUUUAGGCUUUGGCACAGCUGAAUACCCUUUCGGUGCUUCCAUUCAUACCCUGAAAGAAACCAUUCUCGAGGCUAUCAAAUUGGGGUACCGUCACUUCGAUACUGCUGCUAUUUACCUAUCUGAGCAGCCUUUAGGUGAAGCAAUAUCAGAUGCUCUUCGUUUGGGGUUAAUCAAAUCCAGAGAUGAACUCUUUAUCACUUCCAAGCUCUGGUGCAGCGAUGCACACCAUGACUUUGUUCUCCCAGCUCUCAAGAAAACACUCCAGAAUUUGAAGCUGGAGUAUCUUAAUCUGUUUCUAAUUCACUGGCCACUGAGUUUGAAGCCAGCCAAAUAUGAAUUUCCUUUUCAGAAGGAGGACAUUAUUCCUUUUGAUCCUAAAUCAGUAUGGGAAGCAAUGGAGGAGUGUCAAGGUCUUGGCCUAACGAAAUCUAUAGGAGUAAGCAAUUUCUCAUGUAAGAAACUCGAAACCAUUCUUUCCACUGCCAAAAUCCCUCCUGCAGUGAACCAAGUGGAGAUGAACCCACUGUGGCAACAAAAGAAACUGAGGAAGUUUUGCGAGGAGAAGGGCAUACUUGUGGAGGCUUACUCUCCUUUGGGGGCCAAAGGAACGGCGUGGGGAACAAAUCGGGUGAUGGAAUGUGAGGUACUCAAAGAAAUUGCUCAAGCCAAGGGAAAAUCGCUUGCUCAGGUUUGUUUGAGAUGGGCACACGAACAAGGAGUGUGUGCGCUUGUGAAGAGCUUCAACAAGGAAAGGAUGAAACAAAACCUUGAUAUUUUUGAUUGGAAGCUCACUGCUGAUGAGUCGCAUAAAAUAAGCCAACUCCCACAGUGCAAAGGGUUUCCAGGUGCGGCAUUUUUAUCAGAUGACGGCCCUUACAAGUCUGUUGAAGAGCUUUGGGAUGGAGAGAUAUGAAUUUCAUUAUCCACUGGAUUUAUUACAAAUAAACCAAUUAGAUCCUUAGUCCGUUGAAGUGCAAAGGGUUUGCGUGAUGAUAGAUCAGCAUCCUUUGAAACCUAAGAAACCUUGUGCAAGUUCCUUUCCUAGAACAUCUUCAAACUAAUAAGUGAAACAAAACCUGUUGGUAUUAACAGAUGGAUUUUUCUGCAAUAUGAAUUUUCUCUAGAGUGGUUUCCAAUCUAUAUCAUAUGUUAAAAGGAUAAAAUUAAUUAAUUUAAUUAAAAUAUUUUUCGUU
Molecule: messenger RNA, 1374 nt
Organism: Gossypium arboreum
Lineage: Eukaryota; Viridiplantae; Streptophyta; Magnoliopsida; Malvales; Malvaceae
Product: non-functional NADPH-dependent codeinone reductase 2-like
Exons: 3
Coding region: 105-1094 (329 amino acids)
Cellular component (GO): cytosol
Molecular function (GO): aldose reductase (NADPH) activity
Source: RefSeq, a predicted model, not a curated record